CUUCAAAACCCCAAACCCUCAGCUUCUUCUGUUUCUUCAAGAUCUAUGCAAGAUAUGGUUUUGAUGGAUGAACAGGAGGAGAAGGGUGUGCCUGCGGGAAAUGCUAAAGAAUCGACAGUGGCCGGUAGUGUACAUGUAGCUGGUGGGAGUGAAACUGUAGUUGAGUCUAUGGAUUGUGAUGUUCAGGGUCAGGUUGAGGGAUCUUUCGCUGAGGGCAUGGAGGGAGAGGAAGGCGGUUCUUGUAAUGGCGAUGAUAUAAUGGUGGAGGUUUUGGGUUCUCAUGUCUAUGUUGAUGGUAUUUGUACUACUGAUGGUGGAGGUGGGUUUGGGGGCGAUUCAAAUGAUAAAUUUGUUUCAGACAGUAGAGGAUCAUCAAAUCCUGAGACUGGGGCUACAUGUGAGAAUUUAGAGGGAGAAGCAACAGCAGGGGGACAGAGAGCUAAGGAGGUGAUUGAGGAGAAGAUCGGCAUAAAUGCAGAACAUGGUGGGGAGAAGGAUGAUGGCGGGGAAGAAGCAAAUAAGGUGGGAAUAAUUUCGAGUAGCAAACAGGCAUCAAUGGAUGAAACUGCUGCUGGGGUGGUGGGGAAAAAUGCUGAUGUUGAUGGAAACCUCAAAUCCUUGGGUGCAACGCCACAAGUUGCUGCGGAAGGGGAAACUACAGAAGAGGUUAUUCUUUCUGAAGUUAAAGAUUCAAUAUCCUUGUCUGAACAAACUAAAUCAGUCGGAGAUCUGCUCAACAAUAAGGUAAAUCCAAAUCCAAUAAAAGAAAUUCACAAUCAAGGCACUGAUGCUAAACAGCAGCAGGUGAAGGCUGAUGCGCAGGGCAGGAGGGCUGAAAAUCAUGACAAUAUAUCUCCUGAUAUUCAUGAAGUUGCAACAGGGAAUGAUCAGGAUUUGAAGGAUAAUCAACAACUUGGAAUUGAGGAGUGCUUUGACCAGAGUAUGACUUCUGCUUCUGCUCAGGUCAAUUCAGGUACCAUGGAAGCAAUGGAAGUUGAAAAACCAGUUGAAAAACAAUUGGUUGAGAUGGUAGGUAGUGGCAAUGAAAAUCUUAGCAAUGGAGGUGAAGUAGCACGUGUGAAUGACACAGAUUUGAAUCCACAGUUGAAGUCUGGAGAAUGCAUGGAUCAGAGGGCACCUUAUGGUUUCCCUGCGGUUGAUUCUAUUGUAGGACAAGAUAUGAGUGCUGACGAGCAAGGUACUGGCACUGAACAGGCUAUUCUACAGCAAGGGCAAGAGAUGGAAGUUGAACAAUACAAUCCUGAUCCUCAGCAGGCAAGUAACGGUGAGGAAAAGAAUGUUAAAUGGACAGCUAUGGAACCUGGGAUCUCAGGGACAGUGCAACAAGCAAAGUAUCAGCUGCCCCAGGAGGAUGAACGUGAGUUUUCUGUGUCAGAUUUGGUGUGGGGUAAAGUGAGGAGUCAUCCAUGGUGGCCAGGACAGAUAUUUGAUCCUUCAGAUUCAUCCGAGAAGGCAAUGAAGUAUCAUAAAAAGGAAAGCUUUUUGGUAGCAUAUUUUGGUGAUCGAACAUUUGCUUGGAAUGAAGCUUCUCUUUUGAAGCCUUUCCGAACAUAUUUCUCCCAGAUAGAGAAGCAGAGCAAUUUGGAAGCAUUCCAGAAUGCUGUUGAUUGUGCUUUGGAAGAAGUGUCCAGACGGGUAGAGUGGGGACUGGCUUGCUCUUGCAUACCAAAGGAUGUCUAUGAGAAGAUCAGAUUCCAAAUAGUGGAGAAUACUGGAGUUCAGGAUGGUGUAAAAGAUGGUGGUGACAGAUCCUUGAGUGCUAAUUCUUUUGAGCCCAAUAAGUUUGUUGACUAUAUAAAAGCAUUGGCAGAGUCUUCAUCUGUUGGUGGGGAUCGACUUGAUCUUGUGAUUGCUAAAGCUCAGUUGUUGGCCUUCCAUCGAUUAAGGGGUUACCAUCAGCUGCCUGAAUUUCAAUUGUGUGGGGGAUUGUUGGAAAGUGAUUCGGUUCCUGAUGAGAAAAUGCAAUUUGGCGAGGCAAUUGAGCGUGUGACUCCCAUGGAUGAAGAUGAUGAAAAAGUUUCCUCUGGCCAUGAGAUUUCACAAGCCCAGAGAACUUCGUACCUUAAGCGCAAACAUAAUUUGAAGGAUGGAAUGUAUCCUAGUAAGAAGGAAAGAAGCUUGUCUGAAUUAAUGGGUGAUGCAUUCAAUUCACUGGAUGGUGAAAAUGGUUUAGAUGGGAAAGCUAAUAGUAAGCUGGCUUCUGCAUCUUCUGGCAAGAGAAGAAAAGCUGUUGAUUCCCCUGUUAAUUCUCCCAAGCCAUCCUUCAAAAUUGGUGAGUGUAUCCGCAGAGUUGCAAGCCAAAUGACUGGGUCUCCAUCUAUCCUCAAGGGUAGCAGUGAAAGGUUACAGAAACUUGAAGGAGGUAUUGAUAGUCCCACUGGGGAUGGAAUUGAUGUUCAGUUUGAGGAUUAUGGGGAUGCCUUUACAAAGAGGAUGUCUAAUCCAUCAGAGCACUCAUCACUUGAUGAAUUGCUUUCACAACUUCAGAUUGCAGCGUGUGAUCCAUUGGCAGAUAACAGUUUUUCAAAUAUUAUCAUCAGUUUCUUCUCUGAUUUCAGAAAUUCAGCUGUUCUGGACCACUUACCAGUAGACACAGUAGGUGGUAAAAGGAAGUUCUCCAGUGCUAUCAUUGGAUCUGAAACCUUUGAAUUUGAGGAUAUGAAUGAUACUUAUUGGACUGACAGGAUUGUCCAAAAUGGUUCUGAAGAACAGCCAUCACAUAAAGGACAAUAUCAAAUUGUGCCUGUUGAAUUAGAGAAACCACUUCACAGGAGCCGCAAGUCUAGGAAGCGAUAUUCUGAUGGUAAUCAUGAUCUGGGAGAAGCAAAACCGCUUGGUUAUGUCAGUGAGAAUGCUCCAGCAGAAAUUGUUAUGAGCUUCUCUAAUGUAAAUUCCAUUCCUUCAGAAUCAAAGCUGAAUAAGAUGUUCAGGCACUUUGGGCCUUUAAAGGAAUCUGAGACAGAAAUUGAUCGUGAAACCAGCCGUGCUAGAGUGGUUUUCAAGAAAUGUUCUGAUGCGGAAGUUGCCUUUAAUAGUUCUGGAAAGUUUAACAUUUUUGGAUCUGUAGCUGUAGAUUACCAGCUCAACUAUUCUAUAUCUGAAUCAUUCAAAGCUUUGUUGUAUGCUCCAACCCUUGCUGAGGAGACUCAACUAAUUCCCACAACACUAGGUGAGCACACUCCAUUCAUUCCAUCAACCCUUGGCGAGAGCAGUCAUCUCAUUGGUCCAACCCUUGGUGAGGAAGCAUCAUUCAUGGUUUCACACCUUGAUGAGGAGACUUUAUCAAUGCCAGCACCAUUAACUGAGGAAACUCUGCAUUUGGCCACAAGCUUAGGUGAAAGAACUUCACCCACUGUCCCAACCUUUGGUGAGGAAGCUAUGAUUUCUGAUCCAACCUUUGGAGGGGAAAAUUUUCCUAUUGUGACAAGUGCAUAUGAGGAAACACUGCAUGCUGUUCAGACCUUAGGCAGAGAAACUUUGACUUUUUCUACUACUACAACUAUAUAUGAGGAAACUUCAACUGUUGUCACAACUGUAGGGGAGGAAACUGCAACAAUUGCCACAUCUGUUGUUGACAACAAUUCUACUGCUCCUUCAAAUGCAGGUGAGGGAAAUUUGAAUGUUGCCACAACUGUGGGUGAGGAAAUGUCUGUUCAUGCCACAACUGUGGAUGAGGGAACGUCAAUUGUUGCAACAACCUCAGACAAGGAAACUCAACUCUCUGCUACACCCCAGGAUAGGGAAAGUUUGACAGUUGUGACAACAUCUGGUGAUGGAACUUCAACUGUUCCCACAGCCUUGGGUGAGGAAUCUUCAAGUAUUGCCACGACCUUAGGUGAAGAGGUUCCUGCUGUUGCCACCACCGUGGGUGAAGAGACAUCAGCUGUUGUUUCAGCUUUAGGCAAGGAAACCUUGAAAGAGAAAACUUCAACUGUUGUCACCACUGUGUGUGAGGAAUCUUCAACUGUUGCUACCUAUUUGGGUGAAGAGACUGUUGUUUCAGCAGUAGGUGAGGAAACUUCAAGUGUUGCUGCCACAUCAGAGGAGAAAACCACAACUGUUGUGGAAACCUUGAGUGUUGCUGCAACAUCGGAGGAGAAAACCACAACUGUUGCAACCACUGUGCAGGAGGAAACCUUGACCCUUGCCACCACCUUGGAUGAGAAAUCUUCAACUGUUGUCAACACUCUGAGUGGGGAAGCUUCUAAUGUUGCCACCACCUCAGUUGAAGGGGCUGCGGCUGUUAGUACCAACGUUGGUGAGGACUCUGUGACUGUCACCACCACCUUAAGUGAGGAGACUGUGACUGUUGCUACCACUGUUGGCCGAGAUGCUGCUACUGUUGCCACCACCCUCUCUAAGGAGACUGAGACUGCUGCAACAACCUCAGCUGUAGAGACUUCAACAGUUGCCACCACCUUAGGUGAUGAGACUUUGACUGAAGCUGCCACCUUGGGCAUGGUGAUUGCUACUGUUCCCACCUCCUUGUCUGAGGAAACUCCAUCUGCCACCCCAGUCUUGGGUGAGGAAACUUCAACUGUUGUGAUGGCAGUAGAUGACGAGAAACUGACUUCAUCCAAUGCUCCUGGCACUGAAAAUAUACCAACUGAUGUGACACAAACUGAGGAAAUUGCAACUUAGUGUCUCUAGGUGCGCUGUUGACUGUUUUGGUCAAUUGAAGAAUUUCAGGUGAGAAGGUAACCAGUGAAGAAUUGAGAUGGUUCUGUGCUUUCUGGUGCUGAAUUGGAGAGCAGACAGUAAAGGAUGAGAUGGUUCAGUGCUCUCAGGUGUUAAUCAUAAGUAGUUAGACUUGCUACUGGCGAAGGUAACCAGACCAUUAGAUAGAUACUUCAUGUUACGGUCAAGAUUCAGCUAGUGUAAUAUAGUAGCCUUUUAGCCAACCUUUUUGCAAUUGCUAUCCUAUGAGGACUAAUAGAUUCUAGACUAGAGAAUUAUGCCCCUUCAUUCUAUCUCUCUAUUGUCUAUGUGCCUCAUCUUUAUGUAUGUCAUGUUCUGAAAUUGCAGUAGAAUAAUUGCUUUGGUUCAUCGCCUGAGUUGUUAUAAAAGCACUUUGACAUUUAUUUACUUGUGAAGCAGUAGCAGAGCAUGAGGGCUUUUGCCUUGUAUCAUUUCUCUUCAAUUGAAAUUGCUGUAGCUUCCCCUCAUUCCAUCCUCUCACUUUUAUGAUGAAUACAUUCUGUAGUUUUCUUAUGAAUCUUGUAAUUUGUAAUCGCAUGGAAUUAGUGUGGAGUGACUAAAGUCGACUCCAGGAC
Rubroshorea leprosula is the source of this 5294-nucleotide messenger RNA. NCBI's taxonomy places the organism in Eukaryota, Viridiplantae, Streptophyta, Magnoliopsida, Malvales, Dipterocarpaceae. The record is from the annotation of a GenBank genome assembly.